Messenger RNA from Galdieria sulphuraria, 1441 nucleotides. Its product is annotated as transducin family protein / WD-40 repeat family protein. Bases 20 to 1282 code for a protein of 420 amino acids. Gene Ontology annotation, molecular function: protein binding. The record is from RefSeq and is a predicted model, not a curated record. NCBI's taxonomy places the organism in Eukaryota, Rhodophyta, Bangiophyceae, Galdieriales, Galdieriaceae. The transcript is spliced from 2 exons.
UUUCUUUUUACAGUCAUUGAUGGGAAAACGUAAACAGGCAAAGUCACCGGCCAAAGCCAAAAGUCUUGUGGAAGAAACAGCUGAAGAAAACUUGACUUAUGAUCCUUCUACUUAUGACUUUUUCUUUGAGUUAGAUAGUGAAUGGCCUUGUCUAACCUUUGACUUUUUGAGCGGAGAAUCCAACGCGCAAACGACUCAACCAUUCUCAGUAGGCUUCCUUAGUGGGACACAAGCUGAUAAACCUCACAAAAACCAAAUAUUGUUUGCAAAGAUAUCAAAUAUAUUCAAACGAAGACCUAAGACAGAGAGCGAGUCAGAUGAAAGUGACGACGAGGAUGAACAGGAACCUCACUUUUAUAGUUAUACACACAAGCAUAGAGGAACGGUCAAUCGGAUUCGUGUAGCACCACAACAAGAGGCAUCGUUAGCUGCGCUUUGGUCAGAUACUGGAGUCUUUGAGUUCAUUCAAUAUGGUUCGUUGUCAGCUCUGGAAAGCAGUGAUAGAAAGGGCGAUUUGAUUCAGCUUCUUCAGAACUAUGAAGACCCUAUGGGAGAGGGUUUUUCUAUUUCGUGGUCUCCUUUAUCAUUUGGCCAUCUGGUUUGUGGGAAUUGUGUAGGAAAUAUUCGCUGGUGGUUGCCUUCUAGUGAGACCGGUUCUUCCUUUGUUGUCAACACACAGCCGUUUGAAGGCCAUCAAAACUCAGUAGAAGACCUACAGUGGAGUCCUGUGGAACCCACAGUCUUUGUAAGUAGUUCUGUGGAUCAAAGUAUUCGUUUCUGGGAUACAAGAUUGGGAAAACACUGUGCAUUAGUUAUGGAACGAGCACAUGCGAGUGACAUUAACGUUUUAUCAUGGAAUCCAAUAGAUACUCAUUUAUUAGUGUCUGGUGGUGAUGAAGGAAUAUUCCAAGUUUGGGAUCUAAGAACACUUUCUACGGAGCAAGGUUCCCAAAACCCUACUAGUCCUGUUGCCAAGUUUGACUUUCACAAGAGUCCUAUCGUUGCAAUAGAGUGGUCACCUUUUGAGAGCUCAUCUCUCGUUUGUGCAGCGGCCGAUGGAAGAAUAAGUUUUUGGGACCUUUCCCUUGAAGCCGACCAAGACGAAGAAUCGGAACAAGCAAUGAACUUGGAUGAGAAAUGGAAAGAUGUUCCACCCCAACUACUGUUUCUGCAUGAAGGACAGAAAGAUCCCAAAGACGUCCAUUGGCAUCCUCAGAUUCCUUCUUUUACUAUGUCAACAGGUUUCAACGGUUUCCAUAUCUUCAAACCAGAAAAUAUAUAAUGUACCAAUUCAAUGGGACUUUCUAUUAAUCCCAAUAUUUGAUUAAACCGUCCCAACUACAUGUUGCAACUUUGCUAGGUUCAACAGGAUGCCAUGCACAUCCUAUAGUCACAGCAUCAUGAACUUUUAGUGUUCUGAGUAUUCGAUGUCGUUUCCAAU